UCACGUCAUCAUCGCGCGCCGCCGCCUUCGCCUUCUUCCACUUCGCGGGAGAAGUUGUUGGCGCGAAUGGAUCCCGAGCUCCGGUAACGGAUUCGCCAGCCGGUCGGCCCGUCCGCCGGCGCCUCAAUCCUGGGGCUGCGAUGGACAUUAGGAAAUUUUUUGGAGUUAUACCAGGAGGAAAGAAACUUGGAAGUGAAACAGUAAAGAAGAAUGAGAAAACAAAGUCUGCUGAAGAAACAUUAAAAACGAAGAAAGGAAUAAAGGAAAUCAAGGUCAAUAGUUCUUCUAAGGAGGAUGUCUCCAAACAGAAGCAAUCAAACAAGAAAAAGAGGAUCAUCUAUGAUUCAGAUUCAGAAUCAGAGGAGACAACACAGGUAAAAAAUGCCAAAAAGCAACCAGAAAAAUUGCUGUUAUCUUCUAAACUUGGUAAAAUUUUACGGCAGGAUCCUGUUACAUACAUUUCGGAAACAGAUGAGGACGACGACUUUAUCUGUAAAAAGACAGCCUCUAAGUCAAAAGAGAAUGGAGGAUCUGCAAAUAGUUAUCUUGGAGCAUCAAACGUGAACAAGAAUGAAGAAAACACUAAGACCAAGAAUAAGCCCUUAUCACCAAUAAAACUUACACCUACAUCAGUGCUGGAUUAUUUUGGAACUAGAAGUGUCCAAAGAUCAGAUAAGAAGAUGGUGGCAAGCAAAAGAAAAGAGCCUCCAGAAAACACAGAUGAUUCUGGAUUAAAUGAUGAAGCCAUCGCCAAGCAGCUGCAGCUUAAUGAAGAUGCAGAGCUGGAGAGGCAGCUGCACGAAGAUGAAGAGUUCGCCAGAACCUUGGCCAUGUUAGACGAAGAGCCCAGGACUAAAAAGGGUCGAAAGGAAACAGAAGAGGGAGGAACAUUUUCAUCUGUCCAAGCCAAUUUAAGUAAAGCAGAAAAACACAAAUAUCCUCAUAAAGUCAGAACAGAACAAUUUUCAGAUGAAAGAAAGAGCCACAGUCCUAAGACGCCAACUAAACGUGAAAGUUUAAUAGAAACUCAGCAACAUUCCAAGCCAUCAACUCCCAAGACAGGACAGUCCUCUUCUCCAAAGGCCAGUUCUAAGCAGGCACUUAUGAAUAAAAAAGAGAGCUCUUAUAAAGAAACAGAGCCUGCAACCUCAAAAAGAAAAGAAAAUGCCAUUGAAUUGAAAGGAGAGACAAAAACUCCGAAGAAAAACAAAAGUUCUCCAGCCAAAAAAGAGUCUGUAAGUCCUGAAGAUGCUGAAAAGAAACGUAGUAAUUAUCAAGCUUAUCGAAGUUACUUAAAUCGAGAAGGUCCCAAAGCUUUGGGCUCCAAAGAAAUACCAAAGGGAGCUGAAAAUUGCUUGGAAGGCCUCAUCUUUGUAAUCACAGGCGUGCUGGAGUCCAUUGAACGAGAUGAAGCCAAGUCUCUCAUUGAACGUUAUGGGGGGAAAGUAACAGGAAACGUCAGCAAGAAAACCAGCUACCUUGUCAUGGGCCGGGACAGUGGGCAGUCCAAGAGUGACAAGGCAGCAGCCUUGGGGACAAAAAUUAUUGAUGAAGAUGGCCUACUGAAUCUGAUCCGAACUAUGCCAGGCAAGAAGUCCAAGUAUGAAACAGCAUUUGAAGCUGAGAUGAAGAAAGAAAAGUCCAAAUUGGAGAAAACACCCCAAAAAAAUGAACAAGGAAAAAGAAAAAUUAGUCCAACUAAAAGGGAAUCAGAAUCUAAAAAGAAGAAGCUGACGCCGAAAAGGGACAUUUCGGUAAAGCCAGUACCAAAGGAAAUGAGUGAGUUCAGGAGAGGCCUGGACUUCAUGGAGCAGGUGGCCGAGGGGCUGAAGGCUAGGAACUUGGCUGAUGACAGCAGUGAAAACAAGGUGGAAAAUUUGCUCUGGGUGGAUAAAUACAAGCCAACCUCCCUUAAGACCAUCAUUGGACAGCAAGGCGACCAGAGCUGUGCCAACAAACUCCUACGCUGGCUUCGAAACUGGCAUGAGAGUUCCUCAGAAGACAAGAAACAUGCAACAAAGUUUGGUAAAUUCGCUGGCAAAGAUGACGGCUCUGGCUUUAAAGCUGCAUUACUCUCAGGGCCCCCCGGUGUUGGCAAAACCACCACAGCUUCUCUGGUGUGCCAGGAAUUGGGAUACACCUACGUGGAACUGAAUGCAAGUGAUACUCGGAGUAAGAACACUUUGAAGGCAGUUGUUGCCGAAUCACUGGACAAUACCAGCAUCAAAGGCUUUUAUUCAGGUGGAGCAGCCUCUUCAGGAAGCAUGAAGCACGCCCUCCUCAUGGACGAGGUGGACGGCAUGGCAGGCAGUGAGGACAGGGGAGGGAUUCAGGAAUUAAUUGGCCUCAUAAAACAUACUAAGAUCCCCAUUAUAUGUAUGUGCAAUGAUAGAAAUCAUCCUAAGAUCCGCUCUUUGGUUCAUUAUUGUUUUGAUCUUCGUUUUCAAAGACCUCGGGUUGAACAGAUUAAGGGUGCUAUGAUGUCUAUUGCAUUCAAAGAGGGUUUAAAGAUUCCCCCUCCAGCUAUGAAUGAAAUAAUUUUGGGAGCCAAUCAAGAUAUCAGACAGGUUUUACAUAAUCUGAGUAUGUGGUGUGCAGGAAAUAAGGCGUUGACCUAUGACCAGGCCAAGGCUGAUUCUCAUAGAGCCAAAAAGGAUAUCAAACUGGGCCCAUUCGAUGUUGCCCGGAAAGUGUUUGCGGCUGGAGAGGACACUGCUCAUAUGUCACUUAUGGAUAAGUCAGAUCUCUUUUUUCAUGAUUAUUCAAUAGCACCCCUGUUCGUCCAGGAGAACUACCUACAUGUGAAGCCUGUAGCUGCAGGGGGUGACAUGAAAAAGCACUUGAUGCUUUUAAGCCGAGCAGCAGAUAGCAUAUGUGAUGGUGACUUAGUGGACAGUCAGAUCCGGAGUAAGCAAAACUGGAGUCUUUUGCCCACACAGGCCAUUUAUGCCAGUGUUCUUCCUGGAGAGUUGAUGAGGGGCUACAUGACCCAGUUUCCCAGCUUUCCGAGCUGGCUGGGGAAGCACUCGUCUACAGGCAAACAUGAUCGUAUCACUCAGGACCUAGCAUUGCACAUGAGUCUCAAAACUUACUCCAGCAAAAGGACUGUAAACUUGGAUUAUCUAUCACACCUGAGGGAUGCACUUGUGCAGCCCUUGACCUCACAAGGGGUAGAAGGAGUCCAGGAUGUUGUUGCACUUAUGGACACGUAUUAUUUGAUGAAAGAAGACUUUGAGAAUAUCAUGGAAAUUAGCAGCUGGGCUGGCACACCUAGUCCCUUUUCCAAGCUGGAUCCCAAGGUGAAAGCAGCCUUUACGAGAGCUUACAAUAAGGAAGCCCACCUUACUCCAUAUUCACUUCAGGCAGUAAAGACAUUGAGACACAGCACAGGCUCAUCCCUGGAUUCUGAAUAUAAUGAAGAGUUACAUGAGGAUGACUCUCAAGCUGAUGAGAAAGACCAGGAUGCUAUAGAAACUGAUGCUAUGAUCAAGAGAAAGACAAAAUCUUCAAAGCCUUCAAAACCAGACAAAGAUGAGUCCAGAAAAGGAAAAGGGAAACGUUUGAAGAAAUGAAACUAUUUUUCCCUACCUUCCAGUAGCCACUUUUUACUCACCUUUCAGAUCAAUCAAGCUGGUGUAGAGAAAACCUCACUUUUCCCAGAGCAACCAUGUUUUAGCUUAAUGGUAAGACCUGGUGGUCCCCAUUAUAAAUAAAGGGCAAUGCAACUAGAAGGAUGCAACUGAUUGGCUCACGUACACCUCUUAUAGAGGUCGACAGGACUGCUUGCGUCCUCUGCUGUCCCAUCAAUCCAGUUGCAGUGUGUAUAAUUGGAACUAGAAACUAUAUGCAGGUUUUGGAGUCAGUGGCAUGAAGGUGUCUUUUGUAGACAUAAGAAUUUAUCCUAAUGGCCUUUAUGGGACCAAUUCUGAUACAUUUUUUAGAGGGAGUUCCUAUUAUGUGGUGAAAUUUUGUAAAUAAAUCGUAUUACAAAACACCACCUAAAACCGGGUAUUCUUUAUAUGCUGCCAAAUAUCUUGCAAAGUAUGCAUUAGGAAUGAAAAUGUUCCAUGUAACACAUGUACAAAUUCUUAAUAUUGCGUUGGUAUAUUACUUUCCUUACUCUCAUUUGCACACGAUGGGAUAAAAAAGCUUAUCCCUUACUAACCAGUUGCGUGAAACAGAACAUUGGCGGUUGAAGAGUCAGAACUCUAUUCCGUGAGCACUGACCACAUCUCUGCUGCGAACAGGAUUUCAUGGAGAGGCCUCUGUUGUUGUUACUAGAGGGGGCAGGGGACUGUGGAACAUGACAUUCUUAUCCUGGAGUCUCAACCUAUCAGGUUCAAGCAAGUAGGGCCCAGACUGGGUCAGAGUCUUAGGGCUCACUCUGUCAUGUGACAACAUUGGCUUUUGUUCACUUGGUCCCUGGGAGAUCUGGCCCUGUCCUAUGGUUGAUUCCACAGACCCCAAUGGAACUUUAGAUUGUUCCUGUACUUGUUGUGUGGCCCUGAGGCUGUGCAUCUAGCCAGCUGUUUUUUAAUCUUGGCGGUAAAUGCUCAGAGGUACGUGCCGUGCUGCCUCUGUGAGGUAUGUGCUAAAGGGAAUGUAAAUAAGGAUGGUAUUCCCUGCCUGCCUUUAGGAGAGGAGGGAUAAAGUGCCUGAGACAUUUAAAGUCUAUUUACCAGUGUGGAAAACGCCCUUUGUGGAGGUUAAUUCAUUAUGAAAAUAAAAUGUUUCCUUAAAGCCUUU
This is a messenger RNA of Otolemur garnettii (small-eared galago), 4746 nucleotides long. RefSeq names its product replication factor C subunit 1 (gene RFC1). The transcript has 25 exons. Gene Ontology annotation, molecular function: DNA binding; ATP hydrolysis activity; ATP binding. The record is from RefSeq and is a predicted model, not a curated record. Lineage: Eukaryota; Metazoa; Chordata; Mammalia; Primates; Galagidae. Bases 141 to 3572 code for a protein of 1143 amino acids. Gene Ontology annotation, cellular component: DNA replication factor C complex; nucleus. Gene Ontology annotation, biological process: DNA repair; DNA replication.